Molecule: messenger RNA, 348 nt
Organism: Rhinocladiella mackenziei CBS 650.93
Lineage: Eukaryota; Fungi; Ascomycota; Eurotiomycetes; Chaetothyriales; Herpotrichiellaceae
Exons: 1
Coding region: 1-348 (115 amino acids)
Source: RefSeq, a predicted model, not a curated record
AUGGAAUCCACAAUCAAGUUUUCCCCCAUGAUCCCAUGGGCCGCACCCUUCGAUGUCCAAAAGCGCCUCGAACAACUCCGUGGCUUCCUGGACCCCAACAACCCUCACUAUCAACCCAAACGGCAGCACGUCAACAUCAAAGCUGCUAUCAAGCUCUAUGAAGAGGGGAAGAUCGAUGGCGAGAAGAAAGUUUUCAUAAUGAACGGAAAGAUUAUCGAUAAAAAGGAGAUAUUAAAAGGGCCAGAUUGCUCCUGGUCCGAGGGAAAGUUUCAUCAGUAUGCCCUAACGCACAGUUAUGGCCAGGGACCCUAUCAAGACAAUUUUCACAAAGUAUCGGCCUCCUUUUGA